CUGAAAACUAGAACGAUGAUUAUCUGCUUUUCUCAUUCAUUUCUGUACCAAUACCUACUUAUGUUCGUACGUGUAGUUCGCUUUAAGCAGUACAUAGUAUUUUCGACUUUUUAAAAGUAUUUUUCUGAAGAUUUUUCAUUUUUUACAAAGGUGUUUUUGCGGUGUAUAAACAGUUACACGAAGUGUUUUUCAAGUUUUUUAAACAGAAACGCGUAUAGGUAUCUAGUGAUUGAAAGAUGUCGUUUUCAGCAAAGCCACAGUGAAUGCGAGGAAGAAGUGGCUGGACACGUGCGUUAGGCCAUUCGAACAGAGGAGAGAUCUUGUACGAACGAAAUCAGAAAUCCAUCCCAAACACAGAUUUCACCAACAAAAAAUUGGUAUUAUUCAGCAGAAUGGAUAACACACGCGCAAUGCCUUCGCUGGUUGAUGGGCUUAAAUCCGGAUCGCGAAAGGUUAUUUACACGUGCCUUAAAAAGGACCUUAACCGCGAGUUGACAGUCGCCCAGUUAGCAGGUUCUGUUGCUGAUUCUAUGUGUUACUUUCAUGGCGAAGAUAUGAUUGUCAAGUUGGCGCAGAAUUACGUCGGUAGCUGCAAUAUUAAUUUACUAGAACCAAUCGGACAGUUCGGUUCGAGGCUGCAGGGUGGCGGUGACGCUGCGAAUCCUCGAUGUAUUUCUACUAAAUUGAAUACGAUAACCAGACUAAUUUUUCAUCCCGAAGAUGACGAUUUGCUAAAAUAUCGCACCGAAGAAAACCGCCAAUUUGAGCCCGAAUACUACGCGCCGAUCGUACCGAUGCUAUUGAUUAACGGAGCAGAAGGUAUUGGUGUAGGCUGCAGAACGAAGAUCACGUGUUACAAUCCGAGGGAUGUGAUAAGAAAUCUACAACGAAAGAUUACCGGCCAAGAUUUCCAACCUAUGACUCCGUGGUUUAGGGAUUUCAAGGGAGAAGUUCAUAGUUUAGAAGACCGUAAAUUUAUAACUUUUGGAGAAAUUGAGAUACUCGACGAAACAACAGUUCUGAUUUCCGAGUUACCUGUUGGCGUAUGGACACAGAACUACAAAGAGAACGUUCUCGAGAAAUUGCUCAACCCUGCAGUUCGCACGAAAAAGUCCAAGAGGGCGGAAAAACCAUCGAUUAAAAUACUAGGGUUUAAAGAAUUCCAUACCGAGAAAGAUGUUCGCUUCGAAGUUUCCGUUCCAGAGGAUGAAUUGGAAAAAUACAAGAAUACUUUGCACGAAACGUUCAAACUCGCAUCAAUUAUUUCAAAUACGCCGAUGUGUGCUUUUGAUUCCAACGGCGAGUUGAAAAGCUUUUCGUCGGUGCAGGAAAUCCUCGCAGAGUAUUACGUCGUUCGGUUGGAAAUGUAUCAACGCAGAAAAAUCUACCUGCAAGAUCUUCUAGAGGCAGAAAUUUCGAAGCUGUCAAAUCAGACCAGAUACAUCGAAGAAGUGUACGCGAGGGAUUUGCAGAUUUACGGUCGUUCCAAGCAGACCAUUCUCGAAGAGCUGCAAUGUCGUGGAUAUCUAAGUGACCCGGUUCGAAAGUUCAAGGAGAGAAGAGGAAUAAUUACUAACGACGAAGACAAUACGAAUAAAAAGCUCGUGACCGACCUACAGAAAGAUUUCCAUUAUUUGCUCGGUAUGGAUUCAUGGUCAGUUACUUUAGAAGAGAAAACCCAGUUAAUACGAAAAGGCUACGAGAAGAAGAUCGAACUCGAAUCUAUGAAGAAAAAAGAAGCGACCGAUCUUUGGUUAAUGGACUUGGAUGCUCUUCUUGCUAAACUGAGUGAGAUAGGAAAACUAGAGGCUGAAACUAGUCCACGAAGUUCUGGUGGUGAGCGCGUUGUUCCAGUAGUAGACGCUUAUAAACGAAGCCCGAAACCCUUCGAAGAUGGUCCUAGUACUUCUGGUACUCAGAAAGAAGAGAACCCGAAAAAAGCGGACAAGCAGCCGAAAAAGAAGUCAGCGAAAAAAGCAACUCCGUCUUCUCCUGAAGUAGAUCUCUUUCAACCAUCCGAGUAUUGCGCUAGAGGAAGAUACAAAUUACCCGACAACUACGAACCUCCUCAACUAAGAUCUACUCGUAAUCCAGCGUCUAAACCUAUAAUCCAGGAUGUUGAUACUGAGGACGAAGACGAUGAACGAGAUAGAUACGAGUAUCAAUCUCAUGAAGACGGAUCAUCGAAUGAAAGAGCUGGAUCUUCGACUGAAAAGGAACCACAACGAGGACACCAAAAGCCAAGUCCUAGCGAUACUCAUGGAAAUCAGGAAUCUGACGACAAUCAAGAUUACAAAGAUAGGCUACGACCAAGGAGAACCCAGAAUAAACGUUAGCCAAGAAUCCAUCAUGUCCAACAAGUCAUCAGUCAUCUAUCGUCCUUAUUUUAGUCAAUUUUUAUCGUUUUAUCCGAGUCGAUGUUUUAGAAAUUAAUUUGUUCUAUUUUUUUCAAUUAUUUAGUUUUAUUUCACCUCUUUGAUUUAAUUUAUGAUGAUUAUUUUCCAUGUAAUUUUCUACUACUUGGUUUUAUAUCUCGUGGUUGAUACCUAAUAAGUCAACUUUUUAUACUUGGGUAUUUUUUUUUUGGUAUGUUUUUGAAAGCUCAUCCUAGUUGAUAAAUAUUUCAAGUUUUAUUUUGUUGAGUUUUCCUCCUCUUUAAUUCUCUAUUAAGUUUUUCAUGGUGAUAUACUGUACCUACUUAUUAGUUGAUGAUAAUAAGUCAACCUUUUUACAUUCGAGUAUUUUUUUCACGUGUUUUUGAAACACUCAUUGUAGUUUUUUCUAUUUUACCUCUUAAUAUUAUUUUAUUCAUUGUUUCUCUUUAUCAAAUUAUUUCUUUUAGAUUGAUAAGUACAUCCAAUCGUUGUAAAUAAGUCAACCUUUUUUUAUAUCUUAGUAUUUUUUCACGUGCUUUUAUGAAACUGGUCGAAAUACCUGUUUUGAAAGUUAGAUAUUCGUAUCCAGACCUCUUUUGUCACUUGUUUUUUGGGAGCACUCUAAUUCUCGAAAGUUGUUUGUCCAUAAUUUUUCGAACCCUCUACCCACCAAGAUUUUCGCUUUCUUUGUUUGAAAAGUUCACUUUUUGUUCAAAAAUUGCCAAA
Messenger RNA from Planococcus citri (citrus mealybug), 3101 nucleotides. RefSeq names its product DNA topoisomerase 2-like. The record is from RefSeq and is a predicted model, not a curated record. Gene Ontology annotation, cellular component: nucleus. NCBI's taxonomy places the organism in Eukaryota, Metazoa, Arthropoda, Insecta, Hemiptera, Pseudococcidae. The coding region runs from base 264 to 2336 and encodes 690 amino acids. Gene Ontology annotation, biological process: sister chromatid segregation; resolution of meiotic recombination intermediates; DNA topological change. The transcript is spliced from 14 exons. Gene Ontology annotation, molecular function: DNA binding; DNA topoisomerase type II (double strand cut, ATP-hydrolyzing) activity; ATP binding.